GUGUAUAUCAAGUGGUCGAUUUCAUAGAAAUUUUACGAUGACAGCAUUUAUUUCUGCAAUAUAGAGAUUUCGUGGAAGAGCUAUACAGAGCAGCAGUGUCGAACAAGUCUAGGAAACUGAUUAUAUUCAAUGGAGAGCUUGACCGAAUAAGUUCUGGUUGUAUCCUUUCUUACCACAAAUUUUGAUAGUUCAAUCUGAUAUCAUUUUCUUUUCCCGGUAACAAAUAUAUUUAUCCUAGUACUUAUUGUGAUUAGAAGAUAACUCUUAUUGCAAUAACAACUAUUAUUAGAAGCUCACCAUACUUAUGCUCUCGAAUCUAUAUUUUUUUUCUUUACUAUGAGUCUAUGAUCAAAGAAUAAAAGUUUCUUAUUGACUUGCGUGUUUGCAUAUUGUGGUAAUGAGUGACCUGUGCAUCGCAAAUAGGAUGGACAUCAUAUUAUGUAUAUUGUCGCCUUUAAAGAAUUGCAAAAAAAAAAAAAAAAAGGUCUUCUCAACAAAUUAACAGUUGUUCCGUGUUAAGUUACUGUAUUUCAUGAUAUGUUUGACAAGAAUAAGAUUAUCUGUCUUUCUACUAUCCUAACCUGGCUGCACUUUUUCCAAGACUUUUUUCCUUAAGAUGGAGAUAGUAUAUUAUAUUCACAAGGGAAAGGGACAAAUAUAUCCCUCAACUUUGCGAUUUCUAGCUAAUAUACCCCACAACAGACAUCCAACUUUCAAAUUGCAAAGAUGAUAUUUAGAACCCACUUUUGUGUUCAGUCGACCUAGGAUUCUAAAGUCAGGUGACUGAAUAAAAGAGGGAUUGGGUUAUUUUCGGAUGGGUUGGGUCUGGAUCGGUAAAUAUUAAUGAGUUGGACUGAUAUUCCACUUGGAUAAAUGAUUUUUUUAAUUUAGUAAAUAUGAGUCUGUUAACGAAAAGGGAAAAUAUGCUCUAUUUGUUAGGAAGCAAGGGUAUAAGUGAACCACUUUUUUUAACAAUGGUAUCAGCUCUAAACCUCAAAGUUGAGGAAUAAAUUUGCCCCGAAAUGGAGGAGUCCAAGAAUCAGAGAAUCCCUUUUUUUCUUCUUUCUAACUCAAGCUUGGACUCCUAGCAGAAGUAAUAGGAGAUUCUAUAUCCUUUCUUUUAUCUAAAUAAGAACUAAGAUUAGAAUAAACGAUUAAAUUUUGAUAUGCUUAAGGAUUAUGAAAUAUUAGUUGAAAAAAUGCAUUGGAAACAAAAGCUCAUAUCCUACGAAAAGUUUAUCGAGGAGUUAAUACUUUCUAACGAAGGAUAAUAGUUCACAACCAAAAUAUGAAAAUUUCUAAUUGAAAAUUAUUGUAACCCAAAAUAAUUCGACAAUAAUAGUUGAUAAUGUGUUAAUUAACUAAAAUUGAUACUACCAUAAUUGUUGACACGACUACAAUAACUCAGGACAAUAUUUGUUGAAUAAAUCUUAGUUCUUAUUUAGAUGAAAGAAUAGAUAUAGAAUCUCCAAUUGCUUCUACAAGGAGUCCAAGCUAGAAUCAGAAUUCAUGUUUUUCUUCUUUCUAACUCUGGCUUGAACUCCUCAUUGAAGCAGUAGGAGAUUCUAUAUCCUUCCUUUUAUUUAAACAACUUUGAACUCCCCAUUUUUCAAUAAUACAUAUUCAUUGUUUACUCACCAACACUCACCAACUCCCUCCAAAUGUCUAACAUUCGUUAUAGUGAUCAAUUGAACAUAUGGCAGAAGCUUUCCUUCAAAUUCUGAUAGACAAUCUGAGUUCUUUCAUCCAAGGGGAACUUGGAUUGUUUUUUGGUUUUAAGGACGAGUUUGAAAAGCUUUCAAGCACGUUUUCUACAAUUCAAUCUGUGAUAGAAGAUGCCCAGGAAAAGCAACUAAAGGACAAGCCACUAUAUAUCAAAAUCUCUUUUCUAAGUACUUCUAAGCUUGAAUGUAACAACAUGCUUAUGUGGACAUUGCUUGGAACAUGUUCUGUUUUAACUGAACCAAAAGUUUAUGGAAGCGACAAAGGGAGGAAUGAGAUAGUGGAAAUCCUGUUAAACAAUGUUAAUGCUGCCCAAGAACUUUCAGUGCUCCCAAUACUUGGUAUGGGGGAACUUGGAAAAACAACACUUGCCCAAAUGGUCUAUAAUGAUCCGAGAGUGACUGAUCAUUUCUAG
Messenger RNA from Lycium barbarum (goji berry), 2137 nucleotides. RefSeq names its product disease resistance protein RGA2-like. NCBI's taxonomy places the organism in Eukaryota, Viridiplantae, Streptophyta, Magnoliopsida, Solanales, Solanaceae. The transcript has 2 exons. The coding region runs from base 1697 to 2137 and encodes 146 amino acids. The record is from RefSeq and is a predicted model, not a curated record.